Messenger RNA from Fusarium subglutinans, 1044 nucleotides. Its product is annotated as bzip transcription factor. The transcript has 2 exons. The coding region runs from base 1 to 1044 and encodes 347 amino acids. Lineage: Eukaryota; Fungi; Ascomycota; Sordariomycetes; Hypocreales; Nectriaceae. The record is from RefSeq and is a predicted model, not a curated record.
AUGUCCGCGUCUCCACCCAGCGGCUCGUCCAAGCGACGGGUGCGCACAGAGGCUCAGAUGAGCCAGAAGCGACUGGCAGAUCGCGUCAAGCACAGGGAGAACCGACAGGAGCACAAGCAGCGUAUGGAGCGCAUGGAAGCAGACAUUGCACAGAUCAGAAAGAACCUCGACACCGUUUCCGCCCAGCUCCGGACGCUCCCGCAGUUGAGCGCUGAUCUCGUGGCUCUGCAGCAGAGAUCUUCGCAGAAACCCCCUGGCGAGGCUUAUGAGAUGGACACGAGCAUUGACACCCCGGACUUCCCCGCAGGGCGACGAGCUGCGCCGGCGGGUGCUCCAUGUGCUGUUGCGGCGGACCACCACGACAUCCCGCCUGCCGAGGUCCCGGAGGUAGUGUCUAGUUUAUUCCCCACGCCGUCGCACGUCGAUUGCCGAUGCGGAGUGCAGCACCACUCGCAGGCCGAUUGUCUCGAGUAUCGGAGUUUCGCCAUCCUCUACGAGACCCAUGCUGCUUUUCCCAAGGAUCCGCUCCACGCUAGGUCCCUGCCGAGGAACCCUGAGCUGCCCAACAUGACGCUUCACUCUUACGGGGAUAAUGCAGUCACAUGUUUUCUGACCUCGUUUCUCAAGGGUUUUGAGAUGGCUAGUGUGGAGACUUUGUUCGGGGUGUAUUUCUUUGCCUAUCGUCUCAUGAGAUGGCGCUUACAUCCUGAUCCUAUGACUCUCAAGGAUGUUCCGCCGUGGCUGCUUCCUACCGAGGUUCAGAAUACAUAUCCUCAUCCUGUGAGCAUCGAUUACAUCCCUUGGCCCGACUUGCGAGAUUUCCUCUGUACGAAUCCACGUAUCAAGUCAAGGCAUUCCGUCAAGAUAUACCUUGAGUCUCUUCAACUGAAAUGGCCGCCUGGAUGUCCUUUGAUGGCUGUUCAAGGUGGCCAUGUCUGCGUAAGCCCCGAGUUUGAGGCCAUUGCAUGUGAUCUCAAUAAUUGGGAGCUAGGGCCACCUUGGUUGGAGGCUUUUCCUCGUUUGGUUUCACUGGUGCAUCCUUGA